CCUGUCCACUUUUAUGAGCACGGCGUGUUGCUAGGCAACCGCUCCCCUCCGGGCAACUUCCGCUUCCCUGCACGAACACUUCCGGGAUCCCAACCUAUGGAGUUCAACUUCCGUCGAACCCUACCGGUCACAUGAUGUCGAGGCCGGAAGAGACGUGGCAGUGACGUCAGCGCGGCCGGUGGAUCCCGGUAACGGCGCCAGGCCCCGACCCGAGCCCCGCCGAUGAACGCGCGGCGCCGGCACGGCUCCAGGCAGCGGGAACCGGGCGUCUACGUGGGCCCCCCCCAGACACAAACCGUGACCCCCCCGCACACGCCCCCCCCGCCGCCACCGACGGUUCUCGCCGCGCCCCCCCCCCCGGGACCGGACGUCAUGUCGUGUCGCGAUCGCACCCACGAGUUUCUGUCCGCCUGUAAAUCGCUGCAGGGGCGGCAGGACGGGGCCCAGCCCGGGAGAGCGGCGCCGGGGGCCGGGCGGCAGCGCAGCGAGUUCAGCCUCAUGGCCAAGCGCAUCGGGAAGGAUCUGAGCAACACCUUUGCCAAGCUGGAGAAGCUGACGAUCCUGGCCAAGAGGAAAUCGCUGUUCGAUGACAAAGCCGUGGAGAUCGAGGAGCUCACCUACAUCAUCAAGCAGGACAUCAACAGCCUGAACAAGCAGAUCGCACAGCUGCAGGAGGUGGUGCGGGCGCGGGGGGGGCAGAGCGGGCGCCACGUCCAGACCCACUCCAACACCGUGGUCGUGUCGCUGCAGUCCAAACUGGCUUCAAUGUCCAAUGACUUCAAGUCGGUGCUGGAGGUGCGCACGGAGAACCUGAAGCAGCAGCGCAGCCGCCGCGAGCACUUCUCCCGCGCCCCCGUGUCCGCGCUGCCGCUCGCUGCCGGCAACAUGGGCAGCUCAGCGGUGCUGCAGGACGAGCCCCAGCGCGCCGGCUCCGUGGCCAUCGAGAUGGACACACGGACGAGCCAACAGCUCCAACUGAUCGAUGAGCAGGAUUCCUACAUCCAGAGCCGGGCGGACACGAUGCAGAACAUCGAAUCCACCAUCGUGGAGCUGGGAUCCAUCUUCCAGCAGUUGGCUCACAUGGUGAAGGAGCAAGAGGAGACGAUCCAGAGGAUCGAUGCGAGCGUGGAGGACGCGCAGCUGAACGUGGAGGCAGCUCACGGGGAGAUCCUCAAGUACUUCCAGUCGGUCACCUCCAACCGGUGGUUGAUGGUCAAGAUCUUCCUCAUCCUCAUCGUCUUCUUCAUCGUCUUCGUCGUCUUCCUGGCCUGAGGGUCGUCUUCCCUUCCCUAUCCCGUCGGAUGGGACAGAUGGACUCAAUCCGCGCUCUGUGGGGCUCGGAACUGGACGCUGCUGUGGGGAUGGGGUCUGCUGGGACCCCCCAAGUGCCCUCGGGGGCCCCAGAGUGCCCCUGGAGACCCCCACAUGCCCCCGGGGACCCCCUCGUUGUCCACCUCAGGGUUGGGGGGGCAGCACCCAGCUCCCCUCCUGCAGGUCUCACAGCCUACGCCGAGGCUGGUCCCUGUUCCCAGCCGGUCAUGGUGGCUGCAGACCCCCUGGGAGGGGCGGGAAUACCAGGAACGCUGCCACCCCCCCCCCCGGGGCGGCUGCAGCCCCCCCUUAAAGCUGUGGGACCCCCUGGAGUGGGGGCUGUGAACCCCCUUGGGGAGCUGCAGAGCCCCUUAAAACUGUGGGACCCUGGGGGGGGUGAGCUGUGGACCCCGGUAGGGCCCCUGGGGGGUUGUGGGACCCUCGGGGGGGGGGCUGAAGACCCCCAUUAAACUCUUUGGACCCCCUUCAAACUGUGAGACCCCCUGCAUGGGGGGGGGCUGUGGAUGGCAGUAGGGCCUCUGGGACCCCCGGUGGGGUCUGAAUACCCCCAUUAAGCCCCUUGGACCCUCUUUGGGGUGCUGCAGCCCCCAUUAAAGCUGUGGGACCCCAUGGGUGCCCCCCGCCUC
Molecule: messenger RNA, 1958 nt
Organism: Strigops habroptila (Kakapo)
Lineage: Eukaryota; Metazoa; Chordata; Aves; Psittaciformes; Psittacidae
Gene: STX5
Product: syntaxin 5
Biological process (GO): vesicle fusion; intracellular protein transport; endoplasmic reticulum to Golgi vesicle-mediated transport
Cellular component (GO): Golgi membrane; SNARE complex; endomembrane system
Molecular function (GO): SNARE binding; SNAP receptor activity
Source: RefSeq, a predicted model, not a curated record